CUUCUCAAAUCUCAAUCUCGCUCAGUCGCUCGCUCUCAUUCUCACGAUUCUCUCACAAUUGGUCGUCCACGCCUCCACGGUCCAUCUCCGGCGACGUCCUCCAGCUUUCCUCUAGCGCUCAGCUCGCGGUUUUCCGCCCGAAAGUGAAUGAGAUCUCGCUCCUCACAGUCAACACUCAACAUCUCCAGCUUCUUCCUGAAUGGAAUCCGCAGCUUCUCAUUCGCAUCCACUGCUACUUACUUCUGAACCAUCAAAGCAACAAAGCGCUUCAACAAAUGAUGAGGGUACUAGUAGAAAACGAUCAGCAGCAGAAGAUUCCUCAGAAAAACCUCCUUUAGCUCCUACAAAGAGAGGUAGAAGUCAAUAUUGGAAGCACUUCGAAAAAACAAUGAAGAAAACGAGUCAAGGAGAAAGAAAAAUAGGGAUAUGCAACUACUGCAAAUCUGAAGUACCAACUCUUACUGGGAGUACUACUGGACUGAAGUAUCACUUGGAGAAGAAGUGUGAAUUAAGUCCAUUUUAUGCUGCGAGUGGAAAUAACAAGGGCCAAACUGUGUUGACAAAAGAGACUAUGGGAAAAGGAAGUCAGAUAGUGCCUCAUUCUUUUAAUCAAAAAAGGUGUGAGUUGAAGGUCACGGAAUAUGUUAUUACAGAUGAAGUUUCAUUUCGGGCUGUUGAGGGAAAAGGAUUCGUUGCGCUUGUCCAUGAAUUAGAACCAAGGUUUCGAAUUCCCGACCGAAAGAAGGUAGCAGAUCCGAUUAUGUCAGAGGUUGCAAAAGCAAUGAAGGUGAAAUUUGACAAGUACUGGGGUGAUUGGAAUAAAAUGAAUCCAGUAAUUUUUAUUGCCAAUGUUUUGGACCCGAGGAACAAGCUGAAAAUGCUUCAAGUUAGUGUGAAGAAAUUGAAGAGAUUUGGAGAUUCUAACCAAGAGGUUCGAGAGUUGUGUGACCGAUUUAAAAAUGACUUGGUGACUUUGUGGGCUGAGUAUAAGGGAGUGAGUGAUACAUUAGUUACUCAGAAACCACUUCUAGAAAAUAGUGGUGAUAGAGAUGAUACUGGUCUAGGUGGUUCUGGUCUUUUUGAUGAAUUGUAUAAUGGAGUUCAAGAAGAAGUUUCUCAAGACCAACUAAAUCAAAUAUCUAAUGAAGUGGAUAAGUACUUAGCCGAUGAGAUGGAGAAGCGAUCUAAUCCAUGUUUUGAUCUUUUAGAAUGGUGGAAAGGAAGUGGAACAAGGUAUCCAAUCCUUUCGCUCAUUGCAAAAGAUAUCUUUGCAAUUCCAAGCUCAACCGUAGCUAGUGAAUCCGCUUUUAGCUUGGGCAAAAGAGUUGUAGAUCAUUUUAGGACUAGUUUGAGUCCAAAAAUGGUUGAGGCAUUGGUGUGCACCAAUGAUUGGCUCAAAGCGGAUGAUUUUAGCUUAUACAAGGAUCCGACCGAUGAUGACCUUGCUUUUUAUCAAGAAAUUGAAGAAAUUGAAAAAAGCUCAAGUCACUCAACCAUUACUCAAGAGACUCGAGAUGGUUCUCCAAAUGUAUCUUCUACUAGUUGAUCCACCAAAUGAUGAGGUUAAUAUUUUUAGAUGAUUUCGACAAGAUGAAGGGUUUGGUGUUCAAGAAUCAAGAUCAAGACAACUACUAGUUUUUGCUAAUUAUUGUGAUGGAGUUUGUUCAAACUUUAUGGUGUGUUUUUUUGUACUUGGUUGUGUAGUAUUUCGAUUAUGGAGAUAAGAACACUAUU
Molecule: messenger RNA, 1734 nt
Organism: Salvia splendens (bonfire salvia)
Lineage: Eukaryota; Viridiplantae; Streptophyta; Magnoliopsida; Lamiales; Lamiaceae
Exons: 5
Coding region: 200-1546 (448 amino acids)
Molecular function (GO): protein dimerization activity; DNA binding
Source: RefSeq, a predicted model, not a curated record